UGAAGGUGAAGAAUUUAUCAGCACAGAAUGCGAAGCUUCUCUUUUCCAUCAUUAUUAUUACUCUCUUCAAACUGCUGCUCCAAUGUCCUCUCCUUGACCUCCUCUGUUUCUACUCAGACUUCACAAACAACUUCACUUGAAACACAAAACCAAGCAGAGAAAAUGGAUGAGUUUGGUCUUCAAGAGCCACACUCUUUAGGAAGCUUCCAAGAACACAACCCUGAUACAAUCCCAGAUCUCUUUGCCUCAGAAUCUGACCACAUGCCCUCACACAAUUCCUUAUGCUGCUCAAAAGACUCAGAUUUCUACUAUGCAUUUCGCCUCGAAACCAUUUCUCUGUUUUUACAGGCACAAUAUUCUUGCAACCUUGACCCUUUCAUACCAUACCUUGCCAUUAACUACCUGGAUCGGUUCUUAUCCAAGCGAGAUAUUCCGCAAGGAAAGCCUUGGGUCUCAAGACUCCUUGAACUCUCCUGUCUAUCUCUAGCUGCAAAGAUGAAGAACACACCCUUCUCCGCCACUGAUUUUCAGAGAGGGGAAGGCUUCAUCUUUGAUGCGCAGACAAUUCAUAAAAUGGAGCUUCUCAUUCUUGACACUCUAGAUUGGCGGAUGAGAUCGAUAACACCCUUUUCUUUUCUGCCUUUCUUUCUCUCUUUUCUGGACUUAAAUGACCAAACACUUACAAAGGCUCUCAAAAGUCGAGCUUCGGAUGUCAUCUUCAAUGCCCAUAAUGAAAUCAAGAUUGUUGAGUUUAAACCAUCGAUAAUUGCAGCAUCAGCGGCCCUAUCUGCAUGUCAAGAGCUGCUCCCACUGCAGUUUCCAUCUUUUAAAGCUUCAAUAUCAUCUUUCCAAUAUGUAAAUAAAGAGAGUUUGUUCAAAUGCUUGACUUUGGUGCAAGAAAUGAUGGUGAAUGAAGGGUACGAGUCCAUGUUAGAUACUUUGUCAUGCACAACAAGAACCACAAUGAGUAGCCAGAACACAUAUACUUCUUCUACUAUUAUAGCAGAGAAGAGAGACAGCAAGCGGCGCAGAUUGAAUGGUACUAUGUGCAGUGCAAAUAGGUUCCGGCUCUCCCAUCAUUUUCGAAAGUGUUGAUUUGUUUUAGUGUUUAACUGUCUAUGCCUCACAAUUGUUGUUGUUCUCCUCCUCACUACCAGAUAAGCAAUGUCCCAUUUUUCUGCCCAAAAAACAAAGAAUGAAUAUUGGAGAGAGAGAGAGAGAGAAUUUAUUUUGGUUUAUGGGGUUUUGAAGUUGGGCAAGAGAAGGACAGAAUGGGGUUUUGAAUGGUGUGUGAGUUGCUCUUGCCCUGUUUGGGUUCUUGGGUGGAGUUGGGACUUGG
Molecule: messenger RNA, 1339 nt
Organism: Prunus avium (sweet cherry)
Lineage: Eukaryota; Viridiplantae; Streptophyta; Magnoliopsida; Rosales; Rosaceae
Source: RefSeq, a predicted model, not a curated record